AUGAUUAAGUAUAAAAGCCUUAAAACUUAUGAGAGAUUAAAAUAAAUUUAAAUAGAAAAUCCUGUUUUUGAGUUAUCUGAAAGGGAUGAAAUUGAUUAAAAAUUGCAGCUAUAUUGCAAUUAAUUCAAACAAAAAGUAUUUCCUGACGGGUUUAUUAAAGACACUUAAAAGCAAGCAGGUUAAUAAGAAAAGGCGCCCUCCUAGGAGAACUAGAAAAAAGUUUAUUUUAAAGAAUAGCUACCAACAACAGCUUAAAAUAUCCCUUCUGUAGUUGAAUUUGGAGAAAAUUUUUAAAGUUUCAUCGAUAAUAAAUUUAAAUUGCAAUUAUAAAGAAAUAUGAACAAAGAGAAUUCUGUAGUGAAGAUGUUUGGUAAUGCUCUAAUAGCAACUGUAUUUUAAUCUUUAGUCAUUAAAACGAUUGAAUCUCUUUAUAAAAUUCACAUCAACAUUGAGACUGAUAUUCCAAUAUCUUCUAAUGUUUUAAAAGCAUUUGAUAUAUCAACUAUAGUCCUGAGCUCCUUUAAAACUUAGCAAGAAAAAGCUGAUUACAUUCUUAGUUGUAUGGACAAAACCAUAUCAUAAAUGUUUAACAGUUUCAAAGAAAAGUAGGAGGUAAAAGAAAAGAAGCAAGAAGAAUAGGAUAAAAAAGAUGCCAAGAAAUAAAAUUAGAAAGCUAAAGAUGAUCAUUUUCCCUGGCUGAGAGUUAAAACUAAAUAUGAAAGUUUAAGGAAAAAGUUAAAUACUUCAAUUAUAGAAAAGCUAAAUGAUUAUGAGAAUUUAGUUUUAGUUUUAGAGAAAUUAAAGGAAAAACAAGAAUUAAAAAAGUAAGGUAAGGAUACACAAGCAUCUAAUGUGAAAUAUGUGUUGAAAAAUAUAACACCUACAAGCACAAAAGAUAUUUUUUAGAACAUGAGCAAAUAUGGAAAUCCAAGGACUUAGUAGUUUUUAUCAAGACUUGGGCUGUCAGAUAAACAUGAAAAAUUAUAAAAUGCUUCAUAGCUGAUGAAAAAACAAAAAUAGUCCCUAGAUGAAAUUAGAAUGGAUGAUGCUUAGUUAGAUGAUGAGUAGGAAUAGAUUUCCACAGAUUCAAAAAAUAUAAAUUCAGAAGAACCUUUGAGUAAAGUUUAAAACUUUUGGGAUUAGAAUAAAGAAAAAGCAUUUAAAUAAUGCAGAUAAGAAAAGAAGUAGCUCUAUUCUAACGAAGUUGCUAGCUCAUCAUGGAACGAAGUUGGGUUUUUACCAUUUGUUUAAAAAUAUAUAAUUGAAAUGAAAAAAUCUAUGUAGAGAGAUCAUUUACUUGAUAGAUACGCUGAUGGUGAGUGGUUAACUGCUGAAGAACUUAAACUGUUAGCCAACACUAGUGAGCUACUAAACUCUUGCAUAGAUAGAAAGUUUAUGUAAAGUGCAGUAGAUGUGAUUGAUAAGGAUAUAAUAUAAAAUCUCGAACUAGGGUUAGCUGAAGACAUUUUAAAAAACUACGAGGAAAUAUAAAUAGCAAUAAAGAAAAGCAGACAGGAAUUCAUUAAAAAUUCUCUUUAGAAAUCAUAUGAAAAACUUCGUCAGUAUGAUUAGAAAAAAUAAAAAUAAUGGGAAUAGUAUUAAAACAAAGAAUAUCAUGCUAAAAAGCAGAAGAUGUUUACAGCAGUUUGUUAUAAGUUAGAGAGAGAAGGGAAAUUCAAAGAAAAACCUCCUGAAAACUUAUAAGGAGCAGAGUCUUUAAAGCUCUUCUUAGAAGGAAAAAUAGAUCAAGAUGAAGUUAUCAAAGAUCUCAAAAACAUAAAUUAUUAUGCAGAAGAGCUUGAGAGUGAAAUUAAUAAUAAAAAAAAAGAAAGAGAGUAGAAAAAACAACAAGAGGAAUAAUGGAAAAAGUAUUUAACUUCUAUAUCAGAGCCCAAGCAGUAGCUAAAUGACAAAUUCUAUAAAAGUGUAACAAGGCACUAUUAUCAUCCUCCUUCAAAGAUCUUUAUCUAAGAUGAACACAAUGCACAAGAUUAUACUCCUGAAGAGAUGGAAAAAUACUCAGAGCUAAAUAAUGCUAUGAAGGUUUUGAAUAAAAACGAGUAAGAAAAAUAUAAAAUUAAUCUAAAAGCUCACAUUGCUUUCAAGAACCCAUACACUUUUAAAAAUUUCUACUCAGGAGGACCAGCUAAACCUAUUAGAGAAGAACCUCUCUAUAAACCUUUAGAUAAUUAAGAAACUAAAGUAAAUCCUCGAGAGCUAAGGUAUAUAAUUAUGAUCUAAAAAAAAUUUAGGUAGCAUAGAUAGUAGAAAAAAAUGAAGGAAGUACUUGAAACAAAAGAAAAAGAUAAAUAUUAUGAAUAUAAGUUUAAGAUUGAAUAAAUUAGACAUCUUACAAAAUAAAACAUUAAAAUUUAGCAAACAUCUGAUAAGGCUAAAGAUAUCUAAAUUAUUAAUUUAGAUGAAGAACCUUAAGUCAACACCCCAAUGACAUAAUAGCACAAGGAUUACAAUAAUGAAAAUUUAAGUGGUAAUAUGUUCAAAGAAAGAAAAUAGACUCGUUCAGGUACUUUGAAUUAAGGCUAAAAACUGAAAAGACCACUUACAGGAAUUUCUACAAAUGAUCAAGAGCUUAUAGAAUAAGGUAAAAAAAUAGACACGAUGGCAAAUAAAAGUACUGAUUUUUUUUAAAAUAAUAAUAAUAAUAACAACAACAAUAAAUCAACAUUUGCCAAUACUACAAGACCUAGAACAGCUUUAAGCCAAGGAGGCAAAUUAUUUUAAUCUACUAAAUCUCUUUCUCAGUCAAAAGUUCCUUAAAGCUUUACUCAUUCUACUCAUUAUACUUCCAUAUUUAAUAUUGAUGAAAACUACAGCACUUCAGAGUUUAAAAGAAAUGUUGACUAACUUGCUACGAAGCCUAUCGAGCAGCAGCUUAGAAAUGUAAAAUUAAUUGAAGCUGCUAAAAAUAAUAGAUUUUGGGCUGUGAAUACUGGUAAAUUUAUCUUUUGCAGAAGAGACUUUUAUUUGGCAAGAGAUAAAAUAGGAUAGACUGCUCUACACUGGGCGGUUUAUCAUCGUAAUACAGAAUUCAUAUAAUGGCUUAUCGAUUAAGGAUCAGAUCCAAAUGCCCCUGAUUGUAAUGGAAAUACACCAGUUCAUGUUGCUUUCUAAUCAGAUAAAAUGGAGGUUAUUAUGAUGAUAAUUAACUAAGGAGGUGAUUUAAAUAAUUUAAAUGUGAAAGGUGAAACUCCUUUGGUAUUUGGAUCAUAAAGUAUGCUUAAAUUGCUAAAUCUCACUAAAGGAGUCACAUAAGUAGGAUAACACACCUCAGAAACAAACUUCGAUAAUAACAAGCUUUUGAAAUUUUUUACACAAGAAGAUUUUAAUUAAAUGAGAAUAGCCUCUUAUGGUAACCGCUUCAAUGGAAAAAAGAGCUAAAAGUACUUGGGUAUUGACAAAGAAAACGAUUAAAAAAUAUCUGAAUCUAAAUCUUUAAAAAAAUCUGAGAGUCUUGCACAGUUAAUUAACUGA
Molecule: messenger RNA, 3492 nt
Organism: Tetrahymena thermophila SB210
Lineage: Eukaryota; Ciliophora; Oligohymenophorea; Hymenostomatida; Tetrahymenidae
Product: IQ calmodulin-binding motif protein
Exons: 8
Molecular function (GO): protein binding
Source: RefSeq, a predicted model, not a curated record